Messenger RNA from Diaporthe citri, 1056 nucleotides. RefSeq lists its product as uncharacterized. Bases 1 to 1056 code for a protein of 351 amino acids. NCBI's taxonomy places the organism in Eukaryota, Fungi, Ascomycota, Sordariomycetes, Diaporthales, Diaporthaceae. The record is from RefSeq and is a predicted model, not a curated record. The transcript is spliced from 5 exons.
AUGGCGGGCUUCGUGGAUCCUAGCGCCAGACUCGUCCAACCCGAAGGCAUUGCUUUGGCAAUAGUUGUCGUUUCUCCGAUCUUUCUGUUCUUUUCCAUCUUAGCAGUGGCUGCUCGCAUAUAUGUGAGGGUCACGGAGAAGGUGACGUCUAAAGACGACUACCUGCUGCUAGGGAGCCUGAUAUUCUACAUCCCCGACACAGCGAUCGCCAUCCAUGCCGCCACCGUAGGAGUCGGCACAGUCAACGCUCGCCUCAACGCGUGGAUGCAAACCCAAGCGAUGAAGUGGUAUACGAUCUGGAUAUUGAUAUAUGUCAUCGGGCUGGCGCUCCUCAAAUCAUCUAUUUGCAUGAUGAUAUGGAGAAUCGCUAGCGUCCGGCGCGGCAUGCGCAUGACCUUGAUCUUUCUUCUGUCCCUCGUGUGGGCUUCUUUCUUCGUCACCUUCAUCGGCGUGCUGCUCUAUUGCUCCCCCGUCGAGGCCAACUGGGAGACCCAUCUCGUACUGGAAGGCAAGGCACGCUGCGGAAGUAUUGCGGCCAUGAUCGGCUUGACGUCUAUGGCCUCUAUCAGCACUAUAGCACGUGCUCCUUUCAUUUCCCGGUAUGAGAAGCCCGAGGAAGAUCUGAAGUAUUAUAUCGGCUUCAUCGUUCUAUUCUCCAACAUAGAAACUGGAGUCGGCUGUGUCGCCUCAUGCCUACCCGCUAUGCGACGCCUUUACAUGCGCAUCACCAAGAAGGAGACUUCAGAGAACAAGAGUUCCAAUCCACAAGGGACCGGUUCGGGGAUUAUUACCAUCGGUGGCGGCGGAGGCGGGUCCUCAAGCCGGGGCCGCAAGCAGAGGGGCAUGUUUGCCAGCGCCGCCGACCGGAGUGUCGAUAUUAACACGGUUCAGGCCACCGGCGGUGCCGAAGGGGGCGACUGGGAGCAGCUGCAUGAUGGCGACUCGGACGAGGUUCCGUUGUCGCCCUGGAAGAAGCCCGCACAAGGCAUCAGGAUGGAUUGUGGCUCUGCUGUAGAACUUGAGCCGGUGGAGCGGGGCGAAGCUAGAACAAAUUAG